This is a messenger RNA of Blumeria graminis f. sp. triticale, 1257 nucleotides long. Lineage: Eukaryota; Fungi; Ascomycota; Leotiomycetes; Helotiales; Erysiphaceae. The record is from the annotation of a GenBank genome assembly.
AUGUUUACCCAGGCCGUUCGAGUAAGAUUCAAUAAGCGGGCUAAUCUCCUCAUCAAAACAAACCAUUACUCCCAUUCAAUCUCCAAGGUGUCAAAGCCACUACGGAUUUUAUUCUGUGGCUCUGAUGAUUUUAGCGUCUCUUCGUUAAAGGCAGUUCAAAGGGAAAGAGAAAGGAAUCCAAAUUUAAUAAAAUCAAUAGAAGUACUCUGCCGUCCCGGAAAGCCAGUAGGGAGGGGACUAAAUAAGAUAUUCCAAGCUCCCAUCAGAGCUGCUGCCGAGCAACUUGGACUUCCCUUGCACGAACGGGAUUCCUUCAGAGGGUGGCAGCUUCCACGAUCGGAUGAUGAGACAAUAAACCUCAUCAUUGCCGUCUCAUUCGGCCUCUUCAUACCAGCCCGAAUUCUACAAUCAGCUGAAUAUGGCGGCCUAAAUAUCCAUCCCUCCAUCUUGCCAAAUUUUAGAGGGCCAGCACCGAUACAGCACACCUUGCUAGCUGGCCAUCGAUUUACAGGUGUCACCCUCCAAACACUCGACAUGAAAAGUUUUGAUCGUGGCAUUAUCCUUGAUCAAACCCAGCCAUGGCUAGAGGUACCGGACUUGUGUACAUACGAUGGACUCCUUAAGCUACUGACCCCCUUAGCUGCUGACAUGCUCGUACGAGGCCUACGACGGCGGAUCUUCCUCCCACCUCUCGACGACAUGGGAUGGGUUCCGCCUGUCGACCAACAGCUGAUUCAUGCCAGAAAAAUAACUUCAGCAGAUAAAAUGCUUCCUUGGAAUACGCACAAUACAAAAUCCAUCAUACAGAGCUAUUGUGCCCUAGGUCGUCUCUGGAGUAACGUAUGCCUAACUCCAAAGAUGCAAAAAAGACUUACUUUUGAUGAAUUAAGUCUUAACGCACAAGAAAGUCACCGCUUCCAUCGCAUUGAGGAUGCCGAAAGUGUCAUGCAUAACCGUGCUACCGUCGACGGAAUGCCUUUGAAGUAUUUUGUCGUGCCCGGCCCAGGGCAAGGCAGGCAGGCAGUGUUGUACUACGAUGAUUUGUCUCACAAAGGCUGCAUAAAUAUGCUGUUCAAAGGGCCUGAUAUCUCAUGGUCGAUAAUCAGGGUUGGUAAGAUUACUAUUGAAGGGAUGCAGCCCAUGGCUGCUUCCAGAUCCUUACAAAUUUUGCAAAAUGGUCAGAAGUGGCUCCUCGAUAUAACUAAAACCUCCCGGCCUAAAAUUGGGACCCAUUUCCCUGCAUUUACUUCACCAUGA